UGUUCUACGAGGAUGGCUUUUCAUGGAAGAGCGUUUGCAUACGUUGCUUUAAUUACUUUGCUGAAUGGAAUUAUUUGUGUGAACCACAGCACGUUUAAAAAGUGCGAACAAAGUGCCUUUUGUCGCCGGCUUCGUCGAACUGCACCACAGGAAAGUUCCUUCAUAGCGCAAAUUGACACACUACAGGUGAUCGAGAAUGUAGUGAUGCUGGACCUUCUGGAUACCGAUACGUCCCACUGGUACACGCUAGCAUUGAGUUCUGUUAACGAGAAAAGUUUUCAUUUUGAAAUCGACGAGAAGCAUCCAUUGAAUAGAAGAUAUCGAGUGCAAGAUUCUUUGGCUCAUAAGCUUACAAUUCGGAACAUUACCGUAGAGAGCCAAUAUCCUACCAUCGUGAUCGUCGAUGGCGACAAAGUAGCACACAUUCAUCAAUCUCCAUUCCGUAUGGAUUUCCAUUACGAAAACAAAUUGUUUGUUUCAGUGAACUCCAGAGGAUUAUUGAAUGUUGAACGGCUGCGUGAGAAACCUGACAAUCCUCCUGAAGGCGAGUGGGAGGAAGAGUUUAACGGUUUCAUUGAUAGUAAACCUAGAGGCCCAGAAUCGAUGACCUUAGAUUUUACCUUCCAACAGGCAGAGGUUAUGUUCGGCAUUCCAGAGCAUGCUGAUGACUUCAUUCUGAAAGAUACGGUGCAGGGAAAUAGCGAUCCAUAUCGACUGUACACUUUGGAUGUGUUCGGCUAUGAACUUGAAAGUAAAAUGGCACUUUAUGGAGCAGUUCCUGUUAUAUAUGGCCAUGGCAAGACCGGUUGCUCUGGGAUAUAUUGGCAGAACUCAGCAGAGACAUGGGUUGAUGUAUUUUUGAAUGAUAUACCGACAGCCAAUUUCAUUUCCGAGAGUGGCAUCAUUGAUGUUUUCGUAUUGAUGGGCUCUUCUCCGGUUGAUGUGUUUCAGCAAUAUACGUCUUUGACCGGAACUGCGCCCUUACCUCAGAUGUAUGCAUUAGGAUACCAUCAAAGCCGUUGGAAUUAUGAUAACGAAUCCGAUGUUGCGAUGAUUGAUUCUAAAUUUGAGGAACACAACAUUCCUCUCGAUAGCAUCUGGUUGGACAUUGAAUAUACGGACGGCAAGCGAUAUUUCACUUGGGAUUACGUUAGAUUCCCCAAUCCAAUACGAAUGAUAAAUAAUUUGGAGGCAAACUCACGCCACCUUACAAUAAUAAUUGAUCCGCAUGUUAAAAUCGAUCCCGAUUACUUCUUCCACAAAGAUUGCACUUUUGGAGGAUUAUAUGUGCGAACUAAAGAGCUAGAAGAUUUCCAAGGUUCAUGCUGGCCAGGACCUUCUAGCUAUACGGAUUUCCUUAAUCCAGAAGCUCGCAAAUAUUAUGCCGAUAGGUUUCUAUUGUCAAACUUCAAUGAAUCGACACGUGAUGUAGGUAUCUGGAAUGACAUGAAUGAACCAUCAGUAUUCGAUGGACCGGAAGUCACCAUGCAAAAGGACAAUAUUCAUUAUGGCGGGUGGGAGCAUCGGGAUGUUCAUAAUUCAUAUGGUCAUUAUCAUGUGAUGGCGACCUAUGACGGAUUGGUACGACGAAGUGAAGGAACACGACGACCUUUCGUUUUAACUAGAUCGCAUUUUGCCGGAACACAACGUUACUCUGCUGUGUGGACUGGUGAUAAUAUGGCAGAAUGGGGUCAUCUGCAAGCAUCUCUUAAAAUGUGCCUUUCAGCCUCGGUUGCAGGGAUUAGUUUCUGUGGGGCUGAUGUCGGUGGCUUUUUCAAUGAACCGAGUUCAGAACUUUUCUUCCGUUGGUAUCAGGCAGCAGCUUUCCAGCCUUUCUUCCGCGGUCAUGCCCACGAGGAUACUCAACGUCGCGAGCCCUGGUUGUGGCCUGAAAAAGUAAAGCAGAUUAUUAGGAACGCGAUUCAAAAACGUUAUCGUCUUCUGCCACUCUGGUACACAAUGUUUUACGAGCACGAACGAUAUGGGGCACCAAUUAUGCGCCCACUGCUGACUCUAUAUCCCACGGAUGCCCAGGCAUUUAAAAUUGAUUCGCAAUAUUUACUCGGAGAUCAGUUGCUGGUAGCCCCCGUGUUGGAGCCCGGCCAAACUAGCUUAAAUGUUUACUUUCCAAUGAAAGAAAAUGGUCAACCGGAUACGUGGUAUGACUUUGAUGAUUACCGUUCAUACGGCAACGCCGGAUAUGUGUCAGUCCCGGUUGAUGAUUUUAAGAUUCCUGUCUUUCAAAGAGCGGGUACAAUAGUUGCGGUGAAAAAUACUAUCAGAAAAUCAACUGUAUUGAUGAAAACGGACCCUUAUACGCUACUGGUAGCGUUGGACAAUAAUGGAUCUGCCAAAGGAACUCUGUACGUUGAUGAUGAGAUAAGUUUCGAGUAUCGUAAUGGCCAAUACGUCUAUAUAGAGUUGAGGUUCGUGAAUGGAACACUUUACUCCAGCAAAAUUGAUGCUAGAUCAUCGUUCGACACAGCGGUGGUGUUUGAGAGAAUCGUUUUCGCAGGAUUGCACAAAAAGCCAAACUCAGUAAAACUUGAAGCACCAAAUCGUAAUUUUACUAGCGUUAAUGUGCACACGCGUGAUAACAUAAGUUCAAUCGAAAAUUUGGAGUUGUCGGUAAAGGAGGAAUGGAAAAUAUUCUUGCUAUAAUGGAACCGGGACAGUAGGACCUGUUCUAGAAUAAAUAUUGAGUCAGUUUCGAUUUCUUUUAUUAUCAAAAAUACUCGUUAUUUAUAAAUUAC
Messenger RNA from Topomyia yanbarensis, 2753 nucleotides. RefSeq names its product neutral alpha-glucosidase C-like. The record is from RefSeq and is a predicted model, not a curated record. Gene Ontology annotation, biological process: N-glycan processing; carbohydrate metabolic process. Gene Ontology annotation, molecular function: alpha-glucosidase activity; carbohydrate binding. The coding region runs from base 13 to 2661 and encodes 882 amino acids. The transcript is spliced from 3 exons. NCBI's taxonomy places the organism in Eukaryota, Metazoa, Arthropoda, Insecta, Diptera, Culicidae.